Xyrauchen texanus (razorback sucker) is the source of this 786-nucleotide messenger RNA. Lineage: Eukaryota; Metazoa; Chordata; Actinopteri; Cypriniformes; Catostomidae. The record is from the annotation of a RefSeq genome assembly.
AUGGCCCACCAAGCGCAUGCAUAUCAUAUGGUUGAUCCAAGCCCAUGACCUUUAACCGGCGCAAUCGCCGCUCUUCUCUUAACGUCCGGACUAGCAAUCUGAUUUCAUUUUCACUCAACAACCCUAAUAACUCUUGGAUUAGUUCUUACUAUCCUUACAAUAUAUCAAUGAUGACGUGACAUUAUUCGAGAGGGGACAUUUCAAGGACACCACACACCCCCGGUACAAAAAGGCCUACGAUAUGGAAUAAUUCUGUUUAUUACAUCUGAAGUAUUCUUCUUUCUUGGCUUCUUCUGAGCUUUUUACCAUUCUAGCCUAGCACCCACCCCUGAAUUAGGGGGAUGCUGACCCCCCACAGGAAUUACUACCCUAGAUCCAUUUGAAGUGCCACUUCUUAAUACAGCUGUGCUACUAGCAUCAGGAGUUACAGUAACAUGGGCACACCACAGCCUGAUAGAAGGGGAACGCAAGCAAGCUAUUCAAUCUUUAACCCUUACAAUUAUUCUUGGGCUCUACUUUACUGCCCUUCAAGCUAUGGAAUAUUACGAAGCCCCCUUCACAAUUGCAGAUGGUGUUUACGGAUCAACUUUCUUCGUAGCUACAGGGUUCCACGGACUCCACGUUAUCAUUGGCUCAACCUUUCUAGCCGUAUGCCUGUUACGCCAAAUCCAGUACCACUUCACAUCAGAACACCACUUUGGCUUUGAAGCUGCCGCAUGAUACUGACACUUCGUCGACGUCGUAUGACUAUUCCUAUAUGUAUCAAUUUACUGAUGAGGCUCAUAA